AUGAAGUUAGCCAAAACUAGACGCAAGGGCUCUGGGAAGCGAGCUUUUGGCUCUGCCAACAAUGAAUCAGACAAUUCAGAUCGAGAAGAGGGUCUGGAACAGUACAUGAAGCAAAAAUCGGCGAAAAUAGCUGAAAACCUUCCCAAGACAGCUGUGGUUCCCGAACUUCAAGAUGAUCCUAAGGAACUGGAAAAACCCGGACAAACACCACAGAAAUCCAAGCUGAUUAGCAGGUUUAAGGCUGCAAAACAGCAGCGAGAUCUCGAUAAACUUCAGAACGAGGCCCUGAAGGCAGAUCUGGAAGGUCAAAAUUUUGAAAGUUAUGUAACGGAAGGCUACAAAGAGAAGAAAGAAGCCCUGAACCAAGCGUCCAAGGAAGCAGAAAGGGAAGAAAAACAGGAGGAAGAAGAGUUUCGAAUUGAGUUUCCAGCCUCGGCUUCACGUAUGAACGCUCUGCUGAUCAACGCCGAGGAAAAAAGUCCGGAAAAGAGUAUCGAGGGAGACUCGAACUCAGGACGAAAUUUCGUGGAUUCUCAAAAGGGUCGCUCAGGACAGUGCCGGAACGACAUUUACGUGGGAAACACCAAGAAUAGACGUGAAAUAGACACAACAGACAUCCGUGGUUCUUCAUCCUCAAUUUCUACUGACAUUUCGCCUGGGUUGAGCGGUGAAUUAGUUAUUGCAGAAUACUUGGCCUCUAAAAAAACAACGGAGGAAUUAGCACAUCAACGACAACUGUAUCUAGCUAGAAAGUCCAUGGAAAGUUGA
Messenger RNA from Lachancea lanzarotensis, 768 nucleotides. Its product is annotated as LALA0S14e00254g1_1. The record is from RefSeq and is a predicted model, not a curated record. NCBI's taxonomy places the organism in Eukaryota, Fungi, Ascomycota, Saccharomycetes, Saccharomycetales, Saccharomycetaceae. Bases 1 to 768 code for a protein of 255 amino acids. The transcript has a single exon.